GUUCUGCUCGUCGUAUUUGAGAAUUCUUACUCUGCUCAGUUCUUCUGGGGACACUCCUAAUCUGUUUCUGGUACUCGCACUCAAAAAUCGCCAGAGAAACCGAAAAUGGAGAUGUUCUACUAUCUCGUGUUUGGCGCAUUGGGUGCGGUGGUAGCAGCACUCGAGCUGAGCAAGACCAACAAAGAUCGAGUCAUCACAUCUUCAGCAUUCAAUUCCUUCAAGAACAAUUACCUUCUCGUUUAUUCACUUAUGAUGGCUGGAGACUGGUUGCAAGGUCCAUAUGUCUACUACCUUUACAGUACAUAUGGAUACGGUAAAGGGGAGAUUGGCCAACUUUUCAUUGCUGGUUUUGGGUCAUCCAUGCUGUUUGGAACCAUUGUGGGAUCUCUAGCUGACAAACAGGGACGGAAGAGGGCUUGUGUGACUUACUGUAUAACUUACAUCCUGAGCUGCAUCACUAAACACUCACCGCAGUACAAAAUCUUGAUGUUGGGCCGUGUUUUGGGAGGUAUUGCCACCUCAUUACUGUUUUCAGCAUUUGAGUCAUGGCUUGUUGCGGAGCACAACAAGAGGGGCUUUGAACAACAAUGGUUAUCAUUAACAUUUGCAAAGGCUAUAUUUCUUGGAAAUGGUCUCGUUGCUAUUGUGUCUGGGCUCUUUGGAAAUGUACUUGUUGAUUCUUUGUCUCUUGGACCUGUGGCACCCUUUGAUGCUGCUGCCUGCUUUCUUGCUGUUGGUAUGGCCAUUAUAUUAUCAUCAUGGUCGGAAAAUUAUGGGGAUCCUUCUGAGAACAAGGACUUGCUUACCCAGUUCAGGGGUGCUGCUGUGGCCAUUGCUUCCGAUGAGAAAAUUGCCUUGUUAGGUGCCAUACAGUCUCUCUUUGAAGGUUCAAUGUAUACCUUUGUGUUCCUAUGGACUCCAGCUCUGAGCCCAAAUGAUGAAGAGAUUCCUCAUGGAUUUAUUUUUGCAACAUUCAUGUUAUCUUCAAUGUUGGGAAGCUCACUUGCAUCUCGGUUGAUGGCUCAUCCAUCCCCCAGAGUAGAGAGCUACAUGCAGAUUGUUUUUUUAAUCUCUUCUGCAUCACUAAUCCUUCCCAUUCUGACCAAUUUCUUGGUAGCUCCUUCCAGGGUAAAAGGUGGAAGCAUCUCAUUCUCGGGCUGCAUUCAGGUUCUUGGCUUCUGUGCUUUUGAGGCUUGUGUUGGCAUAUUCUGGCCAUCUAUUAUGAAGAUGAGAUCGCAAUAUAUUCCUGAGGAAGCCAGGAGCACCAUCAUGAACUUUUUCCGCAUUCCUCUGAACAUUUUUGUGUGCGUUGUGCUCUACAAUGUUGAUGCAUUCCCUAUCACUGUUAUGUUUGGGAUGUGCUCUAUCUUCCUUUUUGUGGCAUGUGUCUUGCAGAGGCGACUAUUGGUGAUUGCAGAUAAGCCAAAAACAGAAGAUUGGGAAUUGAGGGAAAGGGACACCGAGUCAGAGCCCUUAAACAUGUGAGAAUGAUGUUCUGUGGAAGGUUGGAGGCUCUGAUUGACCAGAUACUUCAGUCUACAUAUAUUGGAUCGUGUCUAAGCGCCAUCAGGCGCUACUUGACUAUGAAGGUACAGCUUAUAAAAGAAUACUGGUCUGCCCAAAAAUGGGAAGGAGGGGACGAAAACUAUAGGUUGAACAAUUCCGUUGGUGCUUUUGGUAGAAAUACUGUAGUGCAAUAGAUGUCUCUUGGCUAUUACUCGAGGAGAAAUCUCCAUUUUGGUAGUUCUCAUGUUUAUUCUUUUGGGGGGCGGGAUCUCCAGUUUGUCCCGUUGGGAAUGGAAUACUUGCCAUGCUAUUUCUUUCAUCGUCUUAUUUUUACUGUUGUAAUGGGAGCUGAACUUACAUUCUCCUAAUGCAUUCUCUUCUUCA
This is a messenger RNA of Prosopis cineraria, 1890 nucleotides long. RefSeq lists its product as uncharacterized. The transcript has 8 exons. The record is from RefSeq and is a predicted model, not a curated record. Gene Ontology annotation, biological process: molybdate ion transport. NCBI's taxonomy places the organism in Eukaryota, Viridiplantae, Streptophyta, Magnoliopsida, Fabales, Fabaceae. Bases 106 to 1485 code for a protein of 459 amino acids. Gene Ontology annotation, cellular component: membrane. Gene Ontology annotation, molecular function: molybdate ion transmembrane transporter activity.